This is a messenger RNA of Paramormyrops kingsleyae, 1486 nucleotides long. Lineage: Eukaryota; Metazoa; Chordata; Actinopteri; Osteoglossiformes; Mormyridae. The record is from RefSeq and is a predicted model, not a curated record.
AGAGGAAACGCGGAGCUUCACACAACAACGCAGCCUAAGACUUUACUGUUCAGACAGAGGUGUGGAGAAGCAGCAGCGACACACAUUCAGAGAGAAACAAGGGAUAAUGGCAUCAGAGUCAGAUUCAGGUUGGAGCAGCAGAUCACACAGCAUUAAAUCACCUCCCGAGAUGAGUGACGGGAGUGAGCUGAGAAUUGUGCUACUUGGAAAGACGGGAGCAGGGAAGAGUUCAGCAGGCAACACCAUCCUGGGAAGGGAGGCAUUUAAGGAGAAUUUCUCCCUAGAGUCUUGUACCCAAAUGUGCGAGAGACAGGAAGGAACAGUACAGGGUAGAAGUAUCACUGUGAUUGACACACCUGGCAUUUUUGACACAUCCAUGAAAAAGAAGAAGAUGAAGUGCAUUUCUCAGUCUGCCCCAGGACCACAUGUGUUCCUGCUGGUGAUCAGCCUGAGGAGUAGGUUCACAGAGGAGGAGAAGAACGCAGUGCAGUGGGUCCAGAAGAAUUUUGGAGAAGAAGCUUCACGGUACAUUAUGGUGCUGUUCACUGGAGGGGAUGAUCUGGGUGGCAGACCUGUGAAGGAGACUUUUACAUCGAGUGUUUCAGAGCUCAUCCGUAAAUGUGGUGAUAGACACUAUGUCUUCAACAACAAGGAGAGUGAUGACCCCACUCAGGUUACUGGGCUUCUGCGUAAGAUAGAGGAGAUGGUGGAGGAUAAUGGGGGGCAGCAUUACACCAAUGAGAUAUUCAUGAAGGCACAAGGAAAGCUAAUAACAGUGACAAAAUGGCUCACAGAGCUAGGAAAGAGACUAAUGCAGAGAGUUAAAGACAAAGGAACAAUUGCAGUGCUACAGGAAACACUAUCAGCAAUAAGGCAGAUAUUAAUAUCAGCAACAGCAUGUAUGGUAAAGAAGCCAAAAGAAACAAUAUGGAAAACCAGUUUAGAAGCAGUUCAAAAGAUUAAAGAACCAGCAUCAGGAAUGACAUUAAUAGCAGCCCAGUUAACAGAAACAAUCAUGACAAUGAAUCUUGAAGAUACUGAAUCACCAGAAAUACCAGGAGUGGAGAAAGUAAUUUCAUUAAAGGAAGUAGAAAUGCAGAGAAAUCUAGAGUGUUUAACUGCUAUGAAGGAGGAUCCAAAAGUGGCAUUCGAGAAUGUGAUAAUAGAUGUAACAAGAUUGAUUGCGGCAGCAGCAUAGAAUUCAUGGAGCUUGACCAAGGAUUCAUACUCUGAAUUAAUUCAUUAAUAAAUCUAGCUGGAUAAAUAAUUCAAAGAAAAAUACAAAAAUGCUUUGCAUAAAAUGAGAAAAGCUAAGAAACAGUAGAGCUCUUGCAUUUGCUCUAUUAAACUUGAUUACUCGAAUAUUAAAAAUAAUUUUCCUUCUGGAUUAUUCAGCAACAUGGCAGAAGAAGAUGGCAAAGGGUCCAAAUAAAAUAAUCUCUGCCUGAUGCACGCUCUGCCACAAUGGGAAAUAUAUCCAUGGAAU